Paraglomus occultum is the source of this 972-nucleotide messenger RNA. The record is from the annotation of a GenBank genome assembly. NCBI's taxonomy places the organism in Eukaryota, Fungi, Glomeromycota, Glomeromycetes, Paraglomerales, Paraglomeraceae.
CCCCAGAAAGGUAAAACAUUCCGCUUAGCUCCUAAUAAAGAAACUGUAUUAGCUGAACUUUGGGAGUGGGCAAGAGUGAUGUCUUCAUUACCUUAUGAAGAACGAAAAAGCGCAUCACUCAUUUGCCAUCUUAGAGGAGAUGUACAAGAUCCAAUUGAGAAGUCUCAGGAUUUUAGCAAUGUGGAAGAGGCAUGGAAAGACGUGGAUCUUGUUGCAUAUACAAGUACAUUAAAAAUAGGAGUCUCGUGUACUAACCCUAAGUUCGAGCGUGCAUUUUGUCUUUUCAAAAGUUAUAUAGAAACAAAUGCAGGGACAAAUCAGAUGCUAUUCCGUAUGAGAUGUAUUAAAGAAUACACAUGCCACAUCGAACAAAGAUCAUCUAACCUCCCAAUUGCCGAAGAGGGGUUAUUCUACUGGUUGCUAAAAGCAAAACGCGAAUGUCUCCCUCAAGAGCCUCAGAAUAGAGGAAUAUUUCCAGAUGUAGAAUCCAUUAUUCGAAAUAAAGACAUCCCAACAGUUCGAUUGUGGGUUGCUCACACAUUGGAAAAAUUCCGAUCUCGUCGUUUAUUUGGAUGGAGAAUGGUAGAUUUUCUUAAAAAGGCAGGUAUGAUAGUUUCUAUAAUAAAAGCCACUCCAAAAGCUAAAGAUGAUACCGUGACAUUAACUGAAACAGUAAAGGGGUAUACUUCGGUUAUUAAAGCGGAGGAAAUUUCAGACAUUGCCAACGCCAAUAUUCUCAAUCAUGAGAUGGCCGAACACCUAGAAAACAAGCCAAAGAAGACUUUAGAAGAAAUGUAUGCGUUAAACCGGUACCAUAUUGCAGAUUGCUAUGGAAUGUCACCUGAAUCUUUGACAGAGGAAUUUAUCACAGAUUAUGGUAAAUAUGAUGAAAUGAAAUGGUUUAGAAAUCUCCGAAAAUUACGAGAUGCCGGUACUAACAAUGAGACGGCAGUUGAGGCGCGAAGAUUAUAG